Messenger RNA from Wallemia ichthyophaga EXF-994, 609 nucleotides. RefSeq lists its product as uncharacterized. The coding region runs from base 1 to 609 and encodes 202 amino acids. NCBI's taxonomy places the organism in Eukaryota, Fungi, Basidiomycota, Wallemiomycetes, Wallemiales, Wallemiaceae. The transcript is spliced from 4 exons. The record is from RefSeq and is a predicted model, not a curated record.
AUGUCGUCAUUACGCACAAGAGCAUGGCUGGAUAUAUCUGCUCUGUCUAAUGAGGAAUUUGCUGUGUACGCGCACUGUGGACUCAUAUUGGAAAGAGAGGAAAGAAUGUCAAGUGACGAGUGCGCUGGAGUACUUAUAAACAGAUUCAGCUUCUCUUUCAGCAACGUCAGCGCUGCAUUUAACGCUCUGUUUGGCUCAGAGCGCACUUGCACACUCACAUUAGCUCGAGAAGAGUUACUAGCGGUGAUUAGGCUACUGUCACAUGCAAGUAACUACACGCAAUGGCAAUAUUUCUUAUUCGAACAGACACAUCCGCAUCCCAACUUCAGACGCAGUAAACAAAGCAAUACCAUUCAAGAUGGAAAAGGCAGCGAGAAUAAGGCAGCAGAGAAGCAUCCGCCGCCUCCGCCACCGCCUCGCAGAACCUUCUCAGACAAAAACCCAUUCAGCAAUCUGUUGCAGUCUUCGAAACCGCACCUGCCACCGCGUCAGAGUGCGCCAGAUACUCAAACGGAGACGGCGUCGACAAGUACUCGCAAUCAAAAUGACGUCAGAGAGCAGACGCCCGAAUUUGAUGCAGCGGUCGCGGAGCUUGCAGAUAUCUGCUAG